This is a messenger RNA of Orussus abietinus, 519 nucleotides long. It is a transcript of the gene RpL36A, whose product is annotated as 60S ribosomal protein L44. The record is from RefSeq and is a predicted model, not a curated record. The transcript has 4 exons. Gene Ontology annotation, molecular function: structural constituent of ribosome. Gene Ontology annotation, biological process: translation. Gene Ontology annotation, cellular component: ribosome; cytosolic large ribosomal subunit. The coding region runs from base 145 to 459 and encodes 104 amino acids. NCBI's taxonomy places the organism in Eukaryota, Metazoa, Arthropoda, Insecta, Hymenoptera, Orussidae.
UCAGGUUUUUUAAAUUGCGGUAAAUUGUCGAAAACUAUUGGGGAUCUCGAGAAAUACGCGUGAAGUGCCUCGCGCACGCGCAUCAGCCUCUCGACCGCCAUUUCCGGCCAAGUGCGUUUCCUUCUCUUUCUGAAAACAUCGAAGAUGGUAAACGUACCAAAGCAGAGGCGCACCUUCUGCAAGAAGUGUAAGGUACACAAACCGCACAAGGUAACUCAGUACAAGAAAAGCAAGGAAAGGCAUGCCUCUCAGGGUCGUAGGCGUUACGACCGUAAGCAGCAAGGUUUCGGUGGCCAGACGAAACCUAUUUUCAGGAAAAAGGCAAAAACAACCAAGAAAAUUGUACUAAGGAUGGAAUGCACCGAGUGCAAGUACCGAAAACAAAUCCCGCUAAAGCGGUGCAAGCAUUUCGAAUUGGGUGGAGACAAGAAGCGAAAGGGCCAGAUGAUCCAGUUCUAAGUGUUUGUUCGAAUCGUACAUUAAGUGUGUAUUUAACAUAAAUAAAUCUUUAAAAAUGUA